Molecule: messenger RNA, 588 nt
Organism: Aspergillus bombycis
Lineage: Eukaryota; Fungi; Ascomycota; Eurotiomycetes; Eurotiales; Aspergillaceae
Product: velvet factor family protein
Exons: 2
Coding region: 1-588 (195 amino acids)
Source: RefSeq, a predicted model, not a curated record
AUGUCAUUCCCCGGUUCUGAGUUUGAAUUAGUGAUCCGACAGCAGCCCACUCAGGCACGCAUGGCCGGUGGGAGGGAAAGAGAACGCAGGCCAGUAGACCCCCCACCGGUAGUUCAGCUCCGGGUAAAAGAGGAGGGAAGUUACCUCGCGCAGCACUAUCUCGAAAGUCCCUACUAUUUCAUGUGCUGCAGCUUGGUAAAUCCCUCAGAGGGCAUCGUGCCGCCAUCAACAAGUUUGACCGGUACUUUAGUAUCGUCACUUCACCAGCUGAAAGACGAAGAUAACAACGAGGCGGGCUUUUUUGUCUUUGGAGACCUGUCGGUGAAAGUUGAUGGGGACUUUCGUCUAAAGUUUACACUCUUCGAAAUGGGUAAGGGUGCCGUCACUCAUCUGCAGUCCAUCAUCUCGGACCGCUUCACCGUGUUUCGCCCAAAAAGCUUUCCUGGGAUGGCGGAGUCAACGCCACUGUCCAGAGCACUCUCCCGUCGCGCCUUGAGCAUUGUCCCCAGCCGGCUCCUCCUUGUUCUCAACAUCAUGCUUCGCUGCAGUUACCAGGGGAUGUCGUUAGAAGUCACCCAGGACCUGUAG